CGGAAGAGCGAACCGAGCUUUGGUUUGGAGUGAGGCAACGAGCGCUGGGCCUGGAUUCGAGGGCACCAACCUCGUAUCAGUUCAUGGGAAACAGUUUUGGGGUGGGGUGGGGGUUACCGGUUAGCCCGGCGCUGUCCGAAGGCCGCAUCAGUUGUCCUCAGAGAGCGGACGUGCCGUAACGCAAAGUGGCAGAAAAGGUUUGGCAUGUCAUUUAUUUACAGCAGAAUUGUGGCGAUUUUUGUUCACCUCGAUUCCUGCCCUGGAUCGCUCAGCGAUCGGGGUCUCUGGUUGCAGAGCCAGAGGUAGUGAGUUCAAAUCCCCCCAGAGUGCCUCCUGGACAGGGGCUGGACUAGAUGAUCCUUUGGGGACCUGUCCAGCUUGGCACUUCUACAAAGAUUCUUUGUGCAGAGAAAAACACUAUGCAUGGAUCUGCCUCAGGCAGCAAAAGUGUCUGAUGGCACAGCCCACCUCGCGCCCUUUUAGACCGAUUUCUCUCCCUCGGCCUGACAAGGAGGUGGUUGAAAGAGAAAGAAAAAUACGUUGAAACAGGUGGCCUUCUUGUCUUGCUGCCCAGAUCUUGUUCUGCACAUUGAACACCCACAAAGUGGACAUGCAGAAGCUGCUGGGGGGCCAGAUCGGCUUGGAGGACUUCAUCUUUGCUCACGUGCGCGGCGAGACCAAGGAGGUGGAGGUGACCAAGACGGAAGACGCCCUGGGGCUGACCAUCACAGACAACGGGGCCGGCUACGCCUUCAUCAAGCGCAUCAAGGAAGGCAGCAUCAUCAACCGCCUGCCCAGUGUGUGCGUCGGCGACAGCAUCGAGGCCAUCAACGACCAGACCAUUGUGGGGUGCCGCCACUAUGAAGUCGCCAAGAUGCUGCGGGAGAUGCCUCGGGCCCAGCCGUUCACCUUGCGCCUCGUCCAGCCCCAGAGAGCCUUUGACAUGAUCAGCCAGCGGACCAGAAGCAACAAAACCCCCAACGAGGGGAAGGUGGCGAGCGGGAGGGAGACGCUCCGGCUGCGUGCAAAGGGAAAUGCGACUCUGGAGGAGGCGCCAAGCGAGUUCGAGGAAGAAGCCGCCAGCAAAGUCGACGAUCUGCUGGAAAGCUACAUGGGGAUCCGUGACACAGAGCUUGCGUCCACCAUGGUGGAGAUGGGCAAGGAGCACCAGAGCCCGGAGGCCUUUGCUCACGGACUGGAUCUGCUUCUGGGGGAAUUCGCCUUCCCUGAAGAGUUUGUGGUGGAGGUGUGGACGGCGAUCAAUGAGGCCAGGGCCCCCCGAAGCGCCGAGCCAGCGGAGGGCAGGGAAGGGUAGUCCAUUUCUCGCUUGAUCACCCCUCUCGUCCCUCCCUCUGUUGUCCACCAACCCCUUUCCCUGAUCUAGAAUCCCUCCUUCCUAUCCUGUCCUUUAAAAGCUUGCCUUAUACCAUUGGAAAAUCCGGGCAAUUUCUGCAGGAGAACGUGGGCUGGCUCUUUGGCUUAGUUUUUCCAAUUUUCUGCACCGUGUCUUUUUCCUUUCCAAGCAUCCCGGGAUGGGUCAGAGAUUUCUAGGGGAGAUGAUGAACGGGAAGAAGGGAGGAGACCUCUAGUAGUCUAGUAGAAGUUGGCCAAGAAAGCAGAAAUAACAUUUCAGCACCACGGACAGCACUCCAGCAAUGCAGACGGUGCUCUGGCCCUACCGCUUCCUUCUGGAGAGCAAGGGAGGCCUUCUAGGUAUGAAUUAUUGGGAAUUUAAAGAAGACCCUAAACAGUGGAUCCCAUUGUCACAAAGAGUGAAGGAAAGCAAGAGAUCCACCCAGUCGCUGGCC
Molecule: messenger RNA, 1808 nt
Organism: Pogona vitticeps (central bearded dragon)
Lineage: Eukaryota; Metazoa; Chordata; Lepidosauria; Squamata; Agamidae
Source: RefSeq, a predicted model, not a curated record